Molecule: messenger RNA, 855 nt
Organism: Haliotis rufescens (red abalone)
Lineage: Eukaryota; Metazoa; Mollusca; Gastropoda; Lepetellida; Haliotidae
Product: B-cell receptor CD22-like
Exons: 8
Coding region: 1-855 (284 amino acids)
Source: RefSeq, a predicted model, not a curated record
AUGUCUUUCUCAAGAUUAAAUGCACUUUUAUCUAAAGACGCCCCAGCAAUAAUCACCGUACCUACCAACAAGAACGUGAUAGAGAACGCUAGACCUGACAUAGACUGCAGCAGUAACAUCACACCCGGCAACCCCUCAACAACACGCUACAGGUGGACAGGUCCAGGAGAGUAUAGCAAGGAUGGGGCUGUACUAGACAGGCUUGUCAACAGGAACCAGGGAGGGAUGUACACCUGUACUGCCACCAACACUGCAGGACUGUCGGAUACGGCCCAGGCCAACAUCAAUGUGCAGUAUGCUCCAGUAAUAGCCGAUCUGCCUCCUAAUAACAACGUGAUAGAGAAUGCCAGUCCUGACAUAGACUGCAGCAGUAACAUCACACCCGGCAACCCCUCAACAACACGCUUCAGGUGGACAGGUCCAGGAGAGUACAGCAAGGAUGGGGCUGUACUAGACAGGCUUGUCAAAAGGAACCAGGGAGGGAUGUACACCUGUACUGCCACCAACAAUGCAGGACUGUCGGAUACGGCCAAGGUCAACAUCAAUGUACAGUGCACUGCUACUUGUCAGUCACAACCAGAUCGACUCGGACACGGGAUUGGAAUUGGAGUUGGAGUUUCGCUGCCUGUGGUACUUGUCUUAGUUGUUAUCAUUGUAUUGAUGUGGCGACGAAACCAUGAACUCAUUGAAAAGGUUAACACAGAUCAAACAGAAACCAUCGAAAUACAGUCACAAGGACACAGCACACCAAACCAAGAUGGAGCCUAUGCAAGCCUUGAUGAGCACGCCCCUCAGAAUAACGAAUAUGAGAAACUGGACAUGGCAAACAGCGAAAAAGAUAACGGAGACUGUUAA